GGGGUGGAAGGAGGAGUGGCGCCCGAGAGGCGGCGCGACUGUCUGUCAGUUGUGUUGUCGUCCUCGUCAAAAGUCGGUGGUUGUUGUUGCUGGGACUGAAAUCAGAAGAACCCCGCGGCUGUCCGCGGCAACGCAUGAACGGCUCGCUUCAUCCGGCUCCCACACCGCACUGCCGCCGCGGCCAGAGUCCGGUCCCCUGUGCACUCUGACACCGACGUGAUCCGGGGCACAGAGCGGCGCGGCUUCGGGUAGCCCUGGUAACCUCGUAGACGACGCUGGAUUCGAAGAUUUCCCUUUCUGCAAGAGCGGCUCGCUUUUAGCGCGCAAGGAGGCUUUACGCACGCCUGAAUGCCUUGACAGCUUCCAGAGAGCCAGACUGGAGACACUGAGGACUUGUUGCGCCUCUUCCGGGGAGCGCACCGGUCCUGCUUUCAUCCCAAGUCUGAACCUGCCUGUGAUGCUCGGGUUGGAGGGGUUUUAGAUGUACCGUGGAGCGCUAACACAAACAACCUGAAGUCAGCGCGGACAGUCUUGCUAGAACUAUAAAUCCUGCUCAUAAAAAGACAAAUUAAGGGUACCAGUUUGCGCCAAAGCAGCUCCUCUUUUCAAUGGCAUCCCCGCACAAGAGCAUCAAACUUUAUUCAGGUCUGAUCCCGUGAAUUGCUUACAUUCUUCCCAGCUUCCUUGUUGUGAACUGAGCCCGUACCUUCUGACCGCCGACAUGUCUGAGCGUGAUGGAUGUGGAGAUGGUCUAUGCAGCGACGGAGCGCCAGAUUUCAUCCCGCCAAGAGUGUCCCGCGGCCGGCGCAGCGGUGUCAUCCUCCCCGGCGGUGGAGGCGGCGGCCCGGACUCCGACACUAUCCUGCUGGAGUCCAUGAAGGCAGCACCGCGCCGCAGCAGCAUCAUCAAGGACCCCUCAGUACAGAAAGUGGGUGGAGGCAGAAAGAAGACAGUGUCCUUCAGCAGCAUGCCCUCUGAGAAGAAGGUGAGCAGUGCAGCUGACUGCCUGGCUUUCAUGCAAGGUGGGUGUGAGCUGAAGAAGAUCCGACCCAACUCCAGGGUCUACUGUCGCUUCUACACCUUGGACGCCGACCUGAGUUGCCUUCGUUGGGAACCGUCCAAGAAGGAUGCAGAGCGGGCUAGACUUGACGUAUCCAGCAUUAGGGAGGUCCGCACUGGGAAAAGCACAGAGACUUUUCUUCAUAAUGGUCCUCUCCUUGAACACCUGGCAGAGGAAGCGGCCUUCUCCAUCAUACAUGGUGAUGAAUACCAGUCUCUAGAUCUGGUGGCGUUGUCGGCUGAUGUGGCCAACAUCUGGGUGACGGGCUUGCGAUACCUUCUUGCCCACCCUUCAAUCAUUGGAGGGGCUGGAGGAGGAUGUGGAGGAAUAGGAGGAGGGCCGAGUGAUGGAGGCAGUUUAGCGGUAGAAGGCAGUCUGGGAAGCAAGAUGAGGAGCGAAUGGCUGGCUGCUGAGUUUGCACAAGUUGAUGAAGAUGGCUAUGGAAUCGUAUCAGAGGAUGUGGCAGUCGCCACAGUCUGCAAACUUUGCCCUGGCAUCAAGGAGGCCAAGGUCCGCCUACGAUUUAAGGAGAUCCAGCGCAGCAAGGAGAAGCUCACCUCCCAUGUGACGCGGGAGGAGUUCCAGGAGGCCUACUGUGAGCUUUGCACCCGACCUGAUGUUUACUUCCUGCUGGUUCAACUGUCCCAGGACCGUGAGUGUCUGGACCCCCAGGACCUCCGCCUGUUCUUGGAGACCGAGCAAGGGUUGUCUUUGGCUACAACCGAGGGCUGCUGGGAGCUCCUGAAGCGUUAUGAGCCCUCAGCCCAAGGCCGGGAGAGGGGGCUGCUGGGCCUGGAUGGAUUUGCUCGGUACCUGCAGUCGCCUGAGUGUCAGCUGCUUGACCCGGAGCACCUGGGGGUUUGUCAGGACAUGAACCUGCCUCUGUCCCACUACUACAUCAGUACUUCAUACCGCUCCUACCUGCUGGAUGACCAGGUCCACGGCAGAGCAGACCUCGGGGGGCUGAUCAAGGCUCUGCAGUCCGGCUGCCGGUGCCUGGAGCUGGGUGUGACUGAUGGCCCUGAGGGCGAGCCUCUGCUUGGAGUUGACUAUGGGCCUGAUAUCUCUCGCCACCAUCAUCACCAUCAUCACCACCACCAUGCACCCGUUACCAUCCGCUCUGCACUGGAGGUGGUCAAUAAAUAUGCCUUCCUGACAUCUCAGUAUCCACUCCUAUUGUACUUGUGUCACCGGUGCACACCGGGUCAGCAGCGUACCAUGGCACACCACCUAAAGAAGGUGUUUGGAUCCCGGCUUUACAAACCUGAGGCCCUUCAUGUCAGCCUGGGAGGGCGGGCAACCACUCUCCCCUCCCCUGAGCAGCUGAAAGGGAGGAUCCUUAUUGUAGGGAAGAAGCUCCCUCCAGAGGAAGAGGGCUCUGAUGGGGAGGUAUCUGAGGAGGAAGAGGAGAUAGGAGGAGGGGGACCCUUGGCAGGAAGAAGAAUGACCAUUCCUGGAGAGGAGGAACUCGGUGUGGUCUUAGUCGUACCUCCUCCUUCUCAGCCCAGAAAGCUCAGUCUCCACAAAGAGCUGUCAGACCUGGUGGCCAUUAUUCGGACCAGCAGCCGCAGCUUCUAUGCUCAGAGGGGAAGUUUCAAGCAGAGUCAGCAGCAAUCACCUCCCAGCAGCCCUUCCUCCCCCGGCUCGCCCAUUCCUCCAGAGACACCUUACUGGACAAUGUGCUCCCUGGGCGAAGGAGAGGCUGGUCGACUGACAAGCGAAAGCCCCGAGGACCUGGUUAUGUUCACCAAGCGCACUCUAACCAGGGUCCGACCCAGCUCAGUGCGUCUGGACUCCAGCAACCCCAACCCCCAAGGAUAUUGGAAAGGAGGGGUCCAGCUAGUAGCCUUAAACCAGCAGACUCCAGGCGCCAUGCUGGACCUUCAUCGAGGUCGCUUCUCACAGAAUGGAGGGUGUGGUUAUGUCCUCCGGCCAGCUGUGAUGAGGGACGAGGUGUCAUAUUUCAGUGCCCACACCCAUGGCUGCGUCCCAGGAGUCCCACCUCAGACUCUGCGCAUUAAGGUGAUCAGUGCCCACAACCUGCCCAAGCCUCAGGGGUCAGGGGCCAAGGGGGAGGUCAUUGACCCGUACGUUGUGUUGGAGCUGCACGGCGUCCCGGCUGACUGUGCUGAGCAGCGGACACGCACUGCCGCUCAGAAUCAGGACGAGCCAAUGUUUGAUGAGACCUUUGAGUUUGAGGUGAACAUGCCGGAGCUGGCCUUGCUGCGCUUUGUCGUGCUGGAUGAUGACUACAUCGGGGACGAUUUCAUCGGCCAGUACAGCGUGGCCUUCGAGUGCCUUCAGCCGGGCUACCGUAACGUGCCCCUGCUGGGCCUGGCGGGAGACCCCUUACCACACACCAGCCUUUUCGUCCACGUGGCCAUCACCAACCGGCGAGGAGGGGGCAAGGCCCAGCGGCGAGGCCUGUCGGUGAGGAGGGUGGGGCGGCGAGGGAGGGAGUACGUCUCUCUGAGGCACACCGGGAUCAAAGCGUUGGACGAGGUUUUCAAACAAGCGAGCGCUCCCCUCAAGGAGGCGACCGACCUGCGAGAAGCUGCACAGUGCUCCACAGCCAGUUUCAAGGAUCAGUGUGGGCUCCCCACUGUGGCCAAACUGAAACAGUGCAUCCAGAGCCUGGCUACUAGGCUUCAGAGCCCCGAGGGGGCCAUGGGAGCUUCCAUGGUGCUGAGGGAGGGCUACCCCUGUCUGGAGCCGCUUGUCAGCCUCUCGGAGGCGACACGCAAACUGCUCUCUGCCUACGACACGAUGAUCACCGCCCAGAAACAGCUGAUCGAGAACGCCGACGGUGUCCAGGAGAGGAUCGACCAGGUGCACCGAGAGGGAAUGGACCUCCAUGAGGAUCUCUCCCGGCUCUGUGAGAAGGAAGGACUGAAGGGAAGGAAGCUGAACAAGGCCGUGGAGAGUUUCACCUGGAACAUAACUGUGCUCAAGGGGCAGAGUGACCUGUUACGUGGCGCUAAGAUGGAUUCCCUGGACGCCCUGCGACAGCUGGCUCUGGCCUGCGAAGCCUGUGGACUCACCUCCUCCACCUCCACCUCCGCUAACAGCUUCUCCACGGCCGAGCUCCACUACUCGUCCCACCCCACGUCGGGCCGACGCAGCAGCUCGCACGGAAACGGACGCGUCUGACACACGGAUGAAAAAAAGAAAUCGAUAAAAAGAAAAAGUGGGAUGAGCCCGUGGUUUUUAUUUUCUGGCAGAGCGUCCCUUUAAGAAGUGUAGUAGACUGAAAGCUUAUGGCGAUGGCGAUGGCCCUGCCUGGAGAAAGACUCAUGAAUGUCUGCAGCAGGAAAACACCCUGAACUGUGAUGGCUCGUCUCAGACUCUUAUUCUGCAGGAUUUCCAUCGUUGGAGAGGAGCCCGACAAAUGUGGUCUGGGCCAUCGCUGAACAGAAGGGUGAAUGUAGAGCGGCCUCAGCGUUUCAGCUCCUACCUGGAUGUUCUCACUGUGUUGUAAAUGUGAGAGAGCCUGGGAGAGAACAGACUAAAGAAAAGACUGUCAGUGUUUCUCAACUCAUUCACCCACAAGUUUCCUUCUUCUCCUGCUUUUGUCAUUAGACGUAACUGCAGCUAAAGCUUAACGUGAAAGAGCAAAAGAGUUGGUAAAGUCACUGACUUCAACAUUAACCUCCUGCUUUAUCUGAAUACCCAGACAUGUUGAUAUCUUUAAAAUUCUAGGCGAAGCGCUUCAGGGUUACAGUGCCUUGCAAAAGUAUUCAUACCAUUUUGGUUUUUUUUUUCAUGUUAGAACCACCAAGUGCAAUGUAUUUUAGUGGGAGUUUAUGUGACAGACCUACACAAAGUAGUGCAGGUUUGUGAAGUGGAAGUAGAAAGAAAAUGAAACGUAAUUUUACAUUUUAAAGCACGACAUGUAAUUGUUUUAGCCCCCAGGAGUCAGUUUGUUGUGGAAUCACAUUUGGCAUCAACUUCCCCUGCAAGUCUUUGGGGUUACGUCAGCUUUAGCUUUGGGCAUCUAGACUAAAAUCAUCUUCUUUGCAAAAUACUUCCAUCUCAGUCAGAUUGAAAGCAGAGGAUCCCACAGUGUGGCGCUAUCACCGCCAUGUUUCAUCAUGUGGAUGGCGUGUUCAGGGUUAUGUGCAGUGUGGGGUAUCAGACUAAAGAACAAUAGCAAUGCAUACAUUUGCAAGGCACUUUAUAUAAUCUCCUGUUUUAAGCUUUAUGUGACAUAUCAUUAAUCAUUAACCAAGUUUGAAGAAUCAGUCUUAACGUGGCUCACAGGCUCUGAAGGUAUCUUCAGCCCAACUCGUCAUGAAAUCGGUUCACACAGUUAGCCGUCCCCACCGCUGCAAAGCGAAGAAUGACGGGGCAGUAAUGCGAGAGCCGAGUGCGUACUGCAGGGCUAGUAUCUGUGGGGAUCACGCUAGCUCCUCCUGUGUUUUUAGAUGCAGGAGGAAACGGUUCCUGAAGCAAUUAUUGGUAAAGAUCAAAUCCGCGAGGCAGUGCAGAUCAAAGAAAUACAAAUUAUGAGUGAAAAAAGAACAAGAAUUCUCUGAGCUGAUGUUUCUUCAGGCCUCCUUGUGUAAAUGUGUGCAUCGUUUUAAGGUGGUAACUUUUCUACUUUUUAAUUGUUGUGCUUUAACCAAACUUGACUAAGGGGACUAAGACUAAAGAAAACCCAGGACCAAACUGACCUGCUCAGAAAUACCUCCUUGACCCCUGUAACUCUCCUCUGUGGACCAAAUGAUCAUCAAAUGCUAAAACAAGUGAGUCUUAAAGAAAGUGGUUCAGCUGAAAAGACUCUCAGGCUGCAGCUGACUUGGUUGCGAGGACGGAUGUUUUGCUGUGGCCUCUGAGGGAGGCAGGGAGGUGGGUUGCAGCGAGACGCUCUGCCAGCUCAGUGGCAUGUCAGCCAUGCUGGUGGCAUUUAGAGGCAGACAGAGUGAAAAGAGCUUGUUUUGUUAACCCCCGAGCUUAAAUGAGCAUCCGGGACCGUCGGACUGUAUCAUCCGCAUGACGGCCGCUCUCUUCUUCAUCGCCUCGAAUCUGCCACUCGUCUCCAGGCUUCAGUGGACAGAGACUGAGCUGAUGUGCCGACUUACAAGCACAACAUGACUCUGACCCGAUAACAUUUGUGUCUGACUGUCUUACUGUGUGUGUGUGUGUGUGUGUGUGUGUGUGUGUGUGUGUAGAAAGAGGCUUAUUAAAGCAGAAAGCACAAAAUAGAGGACUAGCAAAGAUGACAGAGGGAAAGAAGGCGACGGAGCUCACACUGGAUUAACUCGCGCUUCGUUGUGUGCUUCUGCAGGUGGACCUGCAGGGCUUCGUAAUUGGCUGUGAGCAGUAGACACAGUGGCAGCACCUGCUGGUUCUGGUCUAUUAAUACCAUCCUGACUCACUGGAGGCCUUGCGAUGUGUGUUAGUGCAGCUGCGCUCACGUCUGUCAGGGUUUUGGGCUCGCAGUUGCUGCCGGUUGUUAUUUCCUCCUCGACCCGCUGAAGCGGACAAGUGUUUGGAGGGUCUCCACCGCCCCGGAGAGGCAAGGCGCGGCAGCUUUCCGGGAAGACGGGCGACUCCUUAAUCUCACGUGGAGCUGCUCGUCUGGAGCGGCAGCUUUUCACAUUCUGCUGGAGGUGACUGUGGAUAGAGACUGAGUGAUGGGAUUCACCUUCGCCUGAGGGGAUGGAGGAAAGAUGAAGGUCACUGAGUUGUCCCCAGCUGGAGCUGGGUUGCAGUAAUUAGAAAAUUCCCUGUUAAAUUAGAGCUCGUUUUCAGAGUCAUUUCCUAGUUUUUACAGACAGGGAGGCGAAAUGACGUCUGAAGAUGUUAAAUGAGAGCUCAGGGAUCCAGUAGUGAGAGGCACCUGACAGCAGAGCCACCAAACCUCGUGUGAUCCAAAACAUUCAGAUCUGUGUCUCUAAUGUACACUCCUCAUUUUAUAUCGAACACCGUGUUCCAACCAUUGCUACACUUAGCAGAAAAGUUUAACAUGCUUCUUUAUAGAGAUGCGUGGACCAAUGGCGGAUUUCUGAUGUUUUUCACAAAGCUUUAACCUGCUGAUACCAGUUUUAACUCAUGUGAGAUAGCAGUAGUUGUAAAUCAGUUGUAAGCCAAAAUAAAUUGAUCACACUGUUGACAUUUUAGACUGUUUUUAUCAUCUUACAUCAACUGUUACAUUCCAAACAGCACUCUCUGGCUGUGUUUUCUAUUGAGACAAAAGGUUGCCAAUAUUUCCAAACAAAGCAACUUUGUUUUGGAUCCAUAUGAGAUUCCACCCAACUCAAAUUGCUUCUGCUUGCUUUUUACAGUCUUGUUAAAUUUUUUUGGGCUUGCCUACAAACAAAAUCCCCCAUUUUAUGUGAUCUGAUCUGGCUCUUUCAUCCAAGACACGCGGAUACAGAAAUAAAUAAGAAAGACAUAAUGCUGAUGAUAAAACUCUUAAACUCAAAAAUUAGCAAUCUUGUAUCUCUGGUAACUAAUCUUAUUAUAUGGACACUUGGAUCUGCCAUAGUUCUACACAAUAUUUGCAGCUAGCCUAGCUUUUAACAGAGAAAUUUGCUGCAGUGUGAUGUCACCAGGCUUUUCCCUAUUCAAAAUAUUGUGCAAAGACUGAACUAUCACGCUAUGGCAGACAGCUCCUUUUCAAAACGACCAGAACCCACAGAGGUCUCGCUCUCUGUUGUAGCAGUUCUAAAACACUAUUGUAGAAAAUUACAUUCCUUGCUUAAAAAAAACCUUUGACAGAUUUCUGGUUCUUCUUGACAUAAUGUUUAAACACUGACACUGAAAUUUGCCAAAUGCUUAUUGUUUUCAGUGAAGUUUCCAUGCAAAGACAUUUGAGGUUAGAGCAGCACAUAGUGAACUUGUGUUCACUGAUCGGAAAUAGUUUGGAUUGGCCAGUCACCAAUCCUCAUUCAGGGCCAAUAACGCUUAAAAUCGGCUAAUUCUGGUCCUCAACCAAUUUCUUGGUGAAGUUUUAUUGCUUUCAAACUGCUACUAAUUUAUCUUUAUCUGGCAUCUGUAUGAAAAUCUGCCCAAAGACAUUUUCUAGCUUCUUUUGACCAAAACAAAUCCUUCAAUCUUCUUCCUUUUCAACACUGUAAAAAGACCAUGGAACUACCCGGCUGACAUUUUGUUUCCUUGGCCUAAAACCCCAAAAAGCGGUUGAUAGUAACAAAAUGUGCAGCAAGUAGCCCAGAAUAAUCCAAGCUUAUUACAUCGUAGCAGCAGACUUUAGUAGUUGUCAUGCUAGCCCCCAAAAUUCAACAAACGCACAUGCAGUCACACACAUGCGUUUUUGUCAGUCAGAUGUUCUCUUUGCAGUAUUUUUGAUGGAAAAAGUGUGGUGUGCUGCUGAAAUGCACUAAUUUUCUGCAGCGGUCAGCGAGUGUAUUACUGUGUUUCGUCUGUAACUCACAUCUAUACCCCGAUCUCUGAGGUGGGCUUCAUCCCACUUUAAAUCCUCAUUCAGAAGAUUAGUCUAAAGCUGUGAGAUCAUUCAGGUUUAUUUUAACCUGGUGAGUUUCCUGCCAGUGUCCCCAUUAAUGAUGUGCAGUGUUCAGGCUUCCUUUUCAUUGUCUAUACCUUUAAAUAAUACAAUGUACAGAAGCAAGGAACUACAUUAAAAAUAGCUACAUUAAACUCAAGACAUAGCAUAUAAAAAAAUUUAGAACAAUUAAAUAUCUAAGAACUGAUCACAUGAAUUCAUAAGCAGUUGAAUAGACUGAAAGCCGGAAACAGUUUCUGCAUAUGUCCAGUUUUUGUUCCAGAAUUAAGGAUCAGAUAAAUUGAUAUUUACCUUUCCUAACCUUUUUCUUUUAGCAUAAGUUCAUUCAUUUUGAAGACAAUUACUAGGUUACUGUACAGGACUUUGGUUCUGUGGUCACACAAAAAUACAAAGCUCUGUAUCAUCAGAAUAGAUAGAGACACUAAUAUUUCAUAAUCUAACCUGGGAAAAGUAUGGAGAUAGCGAUAAAAAGUAUGCCCAGAAAUGGAACCCUGAGGAACCCCACAUCUGAUCUUUGUUCACUAAAUUGUUUUUAAUAAAAAGCAAACUAUUUAUGAUCAGGCAUGCUAAAGGCAAUUCUAAGAUGCAGCGAUACAAAGACAGCUGUUAAGUUGCUGAUUAUGUACACCAGAACUUCACCACUGAAGUGGAGCUUUUUUUCCAGCAAUAUUUCAUUAUUCCAUCAAUAUUACACUUCCUUAAGAGGUUUGGUCACUACAUGUCAGCUAAGUUAUUCCAUAAAAAUUGGACUGAUGUAAUAACACUGUAAAAAAGCUGUUCUCAUUGUGCUGUGAAAUGCUGAUCUGUGCAUCUCUUUGUCUCCCUGAGUGCGAGGUUGAACUGACCCCUAGUUUACACAACAUACACACACACACACACACAGACGGGAACCACAUCAGGAUGAAAUAAACCAGAACCACCCUUUGUUGGGAGAAUUAAAGAUCGGGGUGCUGUGGCCUCUCUGUCACCCAUGUGUCUUAUGGAGCUCGUUCUGAUUGUGCUCUUCAGUGUACUGUAUGAUGACACAUCUCUGUGCAGACUAGUGCUCACAUGGACCCAUUGGAAAGUUGUGUGUAGCUGCCAUAGUGCUGUGGACAAACGUGUUUAAACACUUGGAAAUCUGUAACGGUUUUAGUUUUUGUAUCGCUGUGGCCUCUGCAGGUGUUUGUGUUGACCUGUGUCCUCUCCGCUGACCUUUAAUCCAGUGUUGUUCCCUUAGCCGUCCUCACAGUAAAUUUUUGUAAAAUUAAAGAAAAAAAAAAGAGCAAAACUAUUUAUUGAAGUGUGUUUAAAUAAUAAAUAAAUAUAUAUGUAAUUAGUUAACUAGAACUUGUUUUUAUUUUGGAACUACUGUGUUUUCUAUCGGAUAAAAUUAUCAAAUAUAUAUAUAAAAAAAGUAUUUAUUCAUGACUAAUAAAGAAUAAAGUUCUUUUUUCCUGA
Molecule: messenger RNA, 9986 nt
Organism: Fundulus heteroclitus (mummichog)
Lineage: Eukaryota; Metazoa; Chordata; Actinopteri; Cyprinodontiformes; Fundulidae
Gene: plcl1
Product: phospholipase C like 1
Exons: 12
Coding region: 722-4210 (1162 amino acids)
Biological process (GO): lipid metabolic process; intracellular signal transduction
Molecular function (GO): phosphatidylinositol-4,5-bisphosphate phospholipase C activity
Source: RefSeq, a predicted model, not a curated record